GGUGGCUGUUGGCUUUUGGAGCGAGACAGUGCCAUUAUCGUCCUCCACAGAUUCAGUAAAUACGUGCACUACCGCAUUCUGUCGCGCAGAUGUGAUUUGCAUAAACGGUGUUCAACACACGAGAGGAGUCCCACAAGCCUCCUGCAGAUCGCUCCCUUUCUGGUGUGGAGGGUGGUGGUCAUGUCUGGAGAGGUUGGAGCUACAGUGGAGUGGGAGGAGCCACCGCUGAUCCUCGAUGGUGGGGAGGUGUACAGGAACCCUACAGAGGUGAAGAUGAGUCAGAUCGUCCUCCCCUGCCACGCCAACCACUGCGGUGAGCUCAGCAUUGGCCAGCUGCUCAAGUGGAUGGACUCCACCGCCUGCCUUUCAGCUGAAAGGCAUGCUGGGUGUUCCUGUGUCACAGCCUCUGUGGAUGACAUUCACUUUGAGCAGACCAUAGGGGUGGGACAGGUUGUCAGUAUCAGAGCGAGAGUGAACCGAGCCUUCACAUCCAGCAUGGAGGUGGGCAUUGUUGUGACCUGCGAGGACCUCUACAGUAGCAGGCAGUGGAGUGUGUGUCACGCCUUCUCUACCUUUGUGGCUCGACGCCCCGAGGCAGGAAAGCUGAAGCAGGUGAUUCCACACACCCAGGCAGAGCAAAUAGAGUACAGCCUGGCAGCAGAACGCAGGAGAAUGAGGCUGAUCCAUGCAGAGAUCAUAAAAGAUCUCCUCACAAACUGCCCCUCUCAGCCAGCGGAUGAGCACCUGCAGUGCUCAGAAGGCGUGCCGGCGGAGCGCACACGGGUGGAGAGUGUGGAGCUUGUCCUUCCGCCUCACACCAACCACCAGGUGAGCACGUUUGGUGGCCAGAUCAUGGCCUGGAUGGAGAACGUGGCCACCAUUUCAGCCAGUCGCCUAUGCAAUGCUCACCCGACCCUGCGCAGCAUAGACAUGUUUCACUUCCGGGGCCCAUCACACAUGGGAGACCAACUGGUCCUGAAGGCCAUCGUCAACAAUGCAUUCAGGAAAAGUAUGGAGGUGGGUGUGUGUGCGGAGGCCUAUCAGGGUGGAGAACCGCUACGACACAUCAACAGUGCCUUCAUGACUUUCGAGGUCCUAGACCACAACAAAGAGCCAUGCACAUUACCACGGAUACGACCAGAGCCCAUGGAUGGUAGGAGGCGGUUUCAGGAGGCCAUAGCCAGGAAGAAGAUCCGCUUAGACAGGAAGUACAUCAUCUCUUGCAAGCAGAGUGAGGUUCCACUCUCAGUGCCAUGGGACCCGACCAAUCAGAUGUACCUCAGCUUCAAUAACGUAUCCGCACUGAAGAUGCUUGCAGCACGGAACACCUGGGUCCUCACCUCGGAGAAGAAGAAGGUCAGUCUGUACACACUGGAGGAAAACCACAUGCUGAGUUUCAAGGUGGAGACUCACGUUGCCGUGGGAGCAGAGAAGGUGUUUGUGCUUCUGUCAGACCUCAAAUGCAGACACAAGUGGGACCCACAUUACAAAGAGUGUGAGGUGAUCAGCCAUGUAGACGGAGAUGACACCAUUUACCGCGUUGUUACGCCUUCUGUUAGCAAAGGAGGCAAGGUGCAGGACUUCAUCCUCCUGGCCUCCAGGAGGCGCCCUUGUGAUUCUGGGGACCCUUACUGGAUUGCCCUUUGCUCCGUGAGUCUGCCGGCAUAUCCGCCCACGGCGGACUACAACAGGGGGGAGGUGCUUUGUGCGGGCUUUAGUGUAGAGGAAGAGGCCACCCACACCAAGCUUUCCUACUACAACCAAGCCACUCCAGGUGUCCUGCCAUACAUCUCCACUGACAUCGCUGGGCUUUCCUCCAGGAUCUACUCUGCUUUUACGUCCUGCAGGACGUUCCUGGAAGAGAAUGAGGACAGUGUGACCUCAGCGACCUCAGGGGCCCCAGCAACCCUGGGGGGACAUGUCACUGGGAAACCGCUUUAAGGAGAAAAACACGUUCCUUCAUGGGUUUUCCAUAAUGCAUGAUAGUGCUCAGUGGAGUUUAUGUAGACACAGAGAAGAAGCUUCUUUUGAAAUAAAUACAUGCCUGCCCCUUGAAAUUGAAUGUGCGCAGUUAUGAAAAAUGUGUAAAACGAAUGACAGGGUCAUUCAUUGCUACAAAAGAAACAAACAUCUGAGGGGAACACAUCAAGUGUGUUUUUGUACUAUGAUAAACACACAACUCUCCAUCAGUACUAACGUCCUCCACAGCCACGCAGCCUGGAUCCCAAGGCAUUUGAAAAAUGACCCAGACUCUCACGCUCAUGGACAGAGUGUCACCUGCUGGACAGAAACUGUGUUGACUUGGAGCUGGGGAUGGAGAAAGGUGUGGUUGGAUGGUUCUGGGUGGUGUUAGAGAGCAAAAGUGUUGACCUCUUCAGUUCCUGCUCCAGUGAGCUGAGUGCAUUGGGUCAUCUCAAGCAACAGCUAGCUGCGAUCCUGUAGCAGCUUAAGACUGGGGUGCGGCACGCUGCCGUGUCACGCUGAUCUGAUGCGUGUGUAUACAGUGCUGGACUAUACCGCACCACUGUGGGUGGGGGAUUGCUACUUUCAGUCAGGAAACCCCAGCACCUCUUCUCAAGGUUUCACAAUUACUGUGAAAGAUUCUAGUGCAGAUAGAAAGUGCGCAAAUGUGCACAUAUGAUAAAGUUACUCUGAACGGUACCAGUCAUUGUAAAGAUUUUGACAUUAUUUUGGUAAUUACUGUAAAUAUCAAUUAAACUUACAUCAUAUUACAAUACAAAUAAUCAUAAUUUAGUAAGAAGUGAUUCCUAUUUAUUAAGGAAAAAUCAAAAUAGGAAUUUUAAAAAGUUUGGAAAAACUUCAUAUAUAUAGUAUUUGUGCAAUAUGCAACUUAUUCUCAGUGUUAGGAAGGUGGUUCUUUAUUUAUAAACCAUACUGCACUACAGUUACCAUGGGGAAUGAAUGCAGGAAUGCUAACCCCACUGGCCAAGGCGCACACCAACUAGGAGUAGUUUGGUUUGGUUUGGUUUUGCUACUGUUUGAUUAUUUUCUACCUCGUGAUAUGAAGUUUCCUUUUUCUUUUUGACUGCCAAUUAAUAACUGAAUCUGGAUGUUAUAGCUAAAGAAAAUAAUAUGAUGCAUAGUUAUGAUUUAUUCAUAUGAAUAACAACUUUGAGAUGAAUUGCAGUUAUUCAUAUUUAAAACAUUACAGAAAUUUGGCAUAAUUUAUUUAAAUACAAUAAAGCAUCCAAAAAA
Electrophorus electricus (electric eel) is the source of this 3216-nucleotide messenger RNA. RefSeq names its product acyl-CoA thioesterase 11b (gene acot11b). Gene Ontology annotation, cellular component: cytosol; cytoplasm. NCBI's taxonomy places the organism in Eukaryota, Metazoa, Chordata, Actinopteri, Gymnotiformes, Gymnotidae. Gene Ontology annotation, molecular function: lipid binding; long-chain fatty acyl-CoA hydrolase activity. The record is from RefSeq and is a predicted model, not a curated record. Gene Ontology annotation, biological process: acyl-CoA metabolic process.